UCUUGUAGUCUACCUUUCAAUGCCGAAAAAGAAACCAUUUAGUGGAAAACAAAAAAAGAAACAACUUCAGGAAAAAAAACAUAGAGGUGAAGGGUCAUUGACCCGAUCAGGAAACAAAGAAGCAUGGAAAUUACAAGAUCAAAUUGAGAAGUACGAUUCCGACUGUUCUUCUGGAGAUGGGAAUCCCCAUGCAUUUGAACCUGGACGGAAUAUUCACGGUAAAGCGACGAAAAGUACGAAUCCGAGAGACAGGUAUCGACUGAAUUUUCUUCGAGAAUCGAGGGAUGAAAUCGACAAGCGUAAAUUGCAAUCACAGACGGAAUUGCUCAUUCCGAUUCCACCGGAAAAAAUGGAAAUGAGUAUAGAAGAGGUUUAUCAACCUGGUUCGGAAUUGGACAUGCCUCAGCGGCCACAUUGGGAUUAUCUGGAUUCAAAGCAACUAUUGGAGCAACGCGAAGAAAAGUAUUUUUCAACAUAUCUUGACAAUCUCUACUCCAAGUUUAAAGACAAAAAUCUCAGUUAUUUCGAACACAAUUUGGAAACGUGGCGUCAACUUUGGCGUGUGAUUGAGAUGAGCGAUGUCAUAGCAAUGGUCGCUGAUGUAAGGCAUCCAGUGCUCCAUUUUUCUCCCGCAUUGUACAACUUCGCCAUACAUGUUGUCAAAAAACCUUUAAUACUGGUUUUAAAUAAAAUCGAUCUGGUUCCAGCUCCUGUUGUGAUUGCCUGGAAAAAAUAUUUUGAAAAUAAAUUUCCUGAGCUGCAUGUUAUAACUUUUACUUCGUUCCCAAAAAAUUUACGAGGAGACGCUGCGGAAAAGCGAGUUAGUAAAAAACGAGCUGUUGGAAAACGUGUUUAUACCACGCAAAUAGGUCCGCAAGAGCUGCUACAAGUUUGCAAGAAAAUUUGCGGAGAAAAAGUUAAUCUUGAGAGCUGGGAACAGAAAAUAUUGAAUGACCUUGAAGGUCUAAAUUGUGACCUUGAACCAGAGAUGAAUAUUGAAGAAGAACAUCAAUCUUCUGAACAAGGUCCUGAAAGUAAAGAGUUGUUUAAAAAUGGCAGACUUACUCUUGGGUUUGUGGGUCAUCCUAAUGUCGGAAAAUCAUCGCUUAUGAACGGCCUUAUUGGAAAGAAAGUUGUGAGUACUUCAGUAACGCCAGGACAUACAAAAUAUUUCCAAACGUACUUUUUAACUCGUGACGUAAUGCUAUGUGAUUGCCCUGGUCUUGUAUUUCCAUCACUUGUGCAAAAACAAAUGCAAAUUUUGAGUGGAAUUUACCCAAUUGCGCAAGUACAAGAACCUUAUACUCCUGUGGGGUAUUUAGCAUCAAGAAUUCCGAUUGUGAAGCUAUUAGGCAUCACCCACCCUAAUAAGGAAUCAGAAUGGACAGCUUGGGAUAUUUGUGAAGGAUGGGCGGAAAAACGAAGGUUUUAUACAUCAAAAGGGCGUCGUACAGAUGUGUAUCGUGCAGCGAAUAAUAUUCUAAGAAUGGCUGUUGAUGGAAGGUUAUGUUUGUUCAUGUUGCCCCCAGGAUAUGUCAAGGAAGAAAAAUCUUGGAUGGCUAAUUCUGAAACGUUGAAACUUUUGAGUCUGGUCUCAGAUCCUGGCAGUGUUGGCGAUAUAUUGAGUUUUCAUCAAAUGUUUUCUCACCCGGAAAUAGCCAGUUCUGAGCACGAUACUCAAGAUUCAAGCAGCGGCGAGGAGUCCGAAUCUUCUCAUGAACAUGGGGACGGUGGUAAAGGGUUCUCUGUGCAAAAUCAGUUUGCUUUACUAGGAGAAGACUGAUGUUUAAAUAAUUCCAUCAUAAUGGACUGAAAAUGACAUAUGUUACAAGUGUGUAUAGGGAAAGGGCUGCAUGACUUUUAGGGUGUAUUUAAUUCACUCAUUUCGUUUUGUUAUUUUUCACAUUGACUUGGCUAAACUAAAAAAAAAUUGUAUUACAAUAAUUUCUGUUACCAGCAUCAGUAGUUCCAUUCCGAAAGUUCAUUGUAGAAUUUAUAAUUUUUUCAUGUCUCAUAUGAAAUUGUUUGCAUGCUAUAGCGGUGUAUCAUGUUAUUACUGCCUCGCCACGGAUUUUCUUGUUCAUUUUCUUUAAUGUGAAGACAAAAAAAAUUAACGGCGUGGAAUUAGCAGGAUAGUACUAUCUUAUCAUAUUCAUUAAUAUUUCCUAGGUCAGGGAUGUGCAACCUGUGGCCCAGAAGUAAAAAUUGUGCGGACUGUGGAGAAGUGCCAAUUUUAAAUGGAGUGCAGCACUCGAAAUGAGUUUUUAAUUUAGUUUAAUCUUGUAAUUCCAGUUUCUUUGUGUUGCGAAACUUAUAACUGAGUCAAAUUUAAUCGAUUAUGCCUAUGAUGUUAUAAUUCCCUAACAGCUAGCUUGUGCGAAAGCAAACAACGUAUUUCAUAGGAUCAACAACCAAACUUUUUGUGCCUACAACUACUAGAAAGCCUAUGUUAAAUAAAGGUGCGGUUCACGGUUUCACCCAGUUAUUUGUAUCUGGCUCUUCUGUGUUAUUAAAGAUUGCACAUCCCCGUCCUAGAUUUAUACUUUUUUCUGUUGAUGUCAAAGGUAUUUGGCAGUUCAACAUGAAAAAUUGAUACUCUGUUAUUAAUUGGUAAUCAUCAAUAUUCGAUCAUUUUUAUCAUCGGUAUGUUUUAUUAAUUUCAG
Messenger RNA from Styela clava, 2663 nucleotides. RefSeq names its product guanine nucleotide-binding protein-like 1. The record is from RefSeq and is a predicted model, not a curated record. Gene Ontology annotation, molecular function: GTP binding; GTPase activity. Lineage: Eukaryota; Metazoa; Chordata; Ascidiacea; Stolidobranchia; Styelidae.